GAAAUUCUUGUUGAGAAAUCUGAUCCCACUUUAGUCAGCUGUGAUCUGUAGUCAUUGGUUCCUGCCCUGACUCUGACAGUUGGAAAACACUGUCUCUCAGUGAACACCUUCUAGACAGUUUGAACCAAUUCCCACCAGUACCCCUCAAUGACCCAGGCUUCUACAGAAUGAGUCAGAAAUAGGAAGAUGGUAUAUUGGAAUGGCGAUUGGAAUAUCAACACUACAGGACCUUCCUUCUUAGUCCUAUAUAUGGAAGAUAGACUCCUCCCUACAAACCAAAAAUAUUUCUGAGCCUUAGCUUCAAAGGAAGAGUGACUGGGAUGCUGUGAAAUCCGGUAGCUCAUUGGGAUCCUGGGAAAGGGACAAAGACCUGACUUACCCUUGACUGGAAAUGUGGAACCUAGAAGAUGGACGACAAUGAAGCAAAAUAUAAAUUCUCCAAGGAAGUCUAAAUACACAGAAGGCCAAACAAAAUUAUAUGAAAGGCAUGCUCCUGCAGGAUUCACAUCUAUAACAGAGAAAAAAGGUCCCAUUUUGUGGUUGCAUCAAGUGAACUAAAUGAACACAUUUUGGAAGAAGAUCGAGUAAAAAUUAAGUCAUUGAGCAGAAAUCAACUUGCAGAAGAAAAAAUUAAUUUUGUGGAUCACCUCUUCAUGCCUGUUCAGACGAUGCAAGGAAAUAAGAAAUACACGGAUGGACUUAGUGAUUCUUCAAGCAUCGGAAGUGUGUUGGAUGAUGCAGACAGAGAGGUCAGCAAUCUCACAGACAGGGCCUUUAGAAGUUUAUGUAUAUCUGAGGACACAUCCUUCAAUGAUUCUAAUCUUGUAAUUUCACCAGAUUUUGCUCAGCAGUUUUUUGGUAGUUUUCAACAGGGAACAGGCAGCCAUGCCAUCAAGAAAAGCAGUCUCUGCAAUAGGAUACAAACCCAUGGAAAUGAGCAUGCUAGUUGGGCAUCUACAUUCCAGCAGUUGCCCAAGUAUGUCCAAGGAGAGGAAAAAUACCUCAAAGACAACACACCACCUCCAGUCAGCACACGGAGAAAGCUGGAGAUCCCUGUUUCUGGUUUGAGGAGUAGUAAACCUGUCUCCAAAGUAUCUUCAUUAAUUAAAUCCUUUGAUAGAACAGAAAAUUCAAGUUCUGACAGCCUGCCUCCCACCAGCAAACACUCUGCUCUGAAAACUCCUCUAAAAUGUGCACCCCUCCCAGGAAGUGGUGUGAAUUUCUGCGUGGAUUCAGCUUUUUUAACUGUCAGGAAGGUACCUGCUGAAAUUUCCAAAACAUAUCAAAAUACCAGUUGGCCUAGUGGCAGGCAGGGGACACCAAAUUCACCAGUUUCUAAUGACCUAACAUCUUGUACUGAUGGUUUUCAACCACCCCCUAUGGAUGCUUCCAAGACAUUUGAAUCAAAUGCCCAUCUUCCACCAACAAAGCCAGCAAAGAUUAAGGGUGGAAAAGCCAAUGAACAGGCAAGCAAAGGGAAUUUUCUGCAUAGUGAGAACAGUGCUUUUGAGUCAUGGAAUGCACAUCACAAGAAAUUGCUUGAGAGGAAAGAAGCUGAUGAACAUACUCCAGAAAUCAAAGCUCCCCCAAACUGUGAGGAAAACCCACUACCACUAAGAGAGAUCCACCCAAGCAGGCAUGAAAUAUCACCCAGCCACACCAGAGUACGCAUGAACCCAGAAGAGAAGACUCUGGCAGCAGGAGUUCCAUCUGCUUCUCUUUCCCAAGUGUCUAAUGUUCAAUCAGUUUCUGAAUCCCAAAACUUUGUCACGGAGGAGAAGGUUCCCAGUUCAGAAUCCAAGGUUCAGGUGGAAACUUCACGAGCCCCUUGGAGGAGAUCAAAACUCAGCAAAGGAGGAAAAGAGAAAACACAUGAUCCUUUAAGUGAAAAGAAAACUGAUGGAAAAGACCCAUCUUUGAAUAAAAGGCCAGAUCCCAAAGUAGACUUUCCUGAAAAUGAAGUAAUAGAAGAACAAGUAAACUCAAAUGAAUGUUAUAAUCCUCAUUUUAACAUCAGUAAGCUUUUGACACCUGUCAUACCAACAAAACAAGUUCUAGACUCACUAGAAAAUCAGUCAGGGAUGGCAACACUCCCUCCCCAAGAAAAUUCAAUGGGAUCAAGUGAGCAUGAGGGAAGAGGACUUAAUGAAUAUCAGUAUCGAGACAGUUAUAAGUCAAAAGUGCCUAGUUUGUUGUUCAAUCUCAAGGAUGUCCGAAAGCGAGUCAAAAGUACUUAUAGUGCUUCCCCUCUCCUAAAAAGCCAUGAUGAGAAAACAAAAGCUAGGGAUCAUGUCAAGCAAGAAAAUAUAAGCAAUGGCACUUUCAUGUCCAAUGGAUCUGAAGAAAAUCCCCUACAUACGUCAAAUAAGGACAAACUGAACCACCAGCCCUAUGUCAACAUCAAGGAGAAGGAUCAUAAAGGAGAUAUUAAUGGAGAUCUCACAGAUAAUUAUCUAACUCUUAAUUCAACUCAGACUCUGGAAGAACUGUCCUAUGUGAAUGGGGACAUUUCAGAACAGAAUGAUUUCAAGAAUGAUGACAUAGACUUCAGAGAUCCUAGGAACAGUGAUACAGACACUCAGCAGUAUCACCACCAAGCAAAUGAGCACAAUUUAAUGAAAAGUCGGCCUCACCUGUCCUUGAAGAUUUGCAAUAGAGAUCUAGUGGAUGGAAAAGUUGAGGACAAACUGAAUAUUCACCUCCUUGAAAAUGGAUUACCAAGAUCCAUUUCCCAGGAGACUGACCAGGAGAGAGAUGCAAGAUCACAAAAUGCAAAUUUCAGCCAGAAAAUCUCACCAGGUCCACUUUCCCCAGAAGAAGAAGAUGUGUUUUAUAGUGACACCCAGUCUGAUUUCAUACCAAACCUCAAAAGCAAGGCCAAAAUAAGCACGAGCUCUUCAGACCAAUCAUUUGCCUCAUUUGAGGAUCAACAGAAAACAUGGUUUACAGAAUGCCAAAGGGAAGACAGAAAGAGUAGUGUGAGCCUAGAGGAAAGUCAGAAAAAUGAAAAGAGAGAAAAAGGUCUAAGAAAGGAUGAUUUGCAGUACUAUUCUUUAAGUAAUGGUUUUGCUAGCGUAGAAGACUGUAACAAGGAGGAAAUGUCGCAGAGAGAAGGUGAAAGUAUGUCCAGAGAUAGUGUGAUGAUUGAGUCAAAAGAAGAAGCCAACUGCAGAGAUGUUUGGUUAGAAGAUAAGAAUACUUCUCUUCCUGAUACCAAAAAUCCUCCAUUAUCACUUUCCCCAAAUUCAAACAAGCACAUUAUGUUUACAAUCAAAGACAACACCUUCAAAUCAUCUCCAGUGAUCAAGCCUAUCAUACUGCCACUUCUGAGGACUUCAUCCUCAGAAAAUGCCCAUAACAAUAGCAACAGGGACACAGAGAACAGAUUGGUAGAACACAGAGAGAACACUCACCUCUACCAGCUAGAAUCCCAAGAUAUACCAAAUGCUCAAAAAAAUGGCCAGCUAGCAACAUCAAACAGUCAGAGAUCCAAUGCCUACAAAAAAAUCUACAGGAGCAUCAGUGAUAGUGGACAGGUUUUUGGAUCAGUAAAGACAGAAAAUUUCCAGCCAAUUUCAGAAGCCACUCUUCUGGAAGAUGAGAGCAACUCCCCAUUCUUCCCAUUAAUGAGAGAUAGUGAUGGUGUCAGGUCUUCUCAGAAUUUGUUAAAUAAGGUUGUGGCCAGUGAUCUUGAAAACCAUUACGAGAAUAAAGAGAAACCUAUUGCCUUCAAAGUCAAACCCACCAUCAUUUUACCAGAUGAAGAUUCUGGGGAACAACUACCAGCAAGGCAAUUCGGAGAAGCCCAUUCAGAAGAAAAGACUCAGUGUUCUAGAAACCACUUACUGUCCACUCCCAGGGAAGGGUCUUUGGUGAGAAAUAUAGUCGCUAGUGAGAUGAUAAAUUCACCGGUAACUAGCUCCAUAGUGGACAGCAGUGUUUAUUCCCCGUCAGCCAGCACCAUAUUGGAUGAUGCCCCACAGGGUCCUCUAGACCCAGGUAUAUUGCAGGGAGAUUUGCCAAACUCUGCCAAAACAAGUCCCUUGACCAGCACAUGUUCCAGCAUACCCAGCCUAGCAUCAGAAAGAAAGAGUGGUGCCAAAACAGCAAGGGAAGACAUUACACACUCUGUAGUCCCAAGUAUUGGAGGUAACCCGCAAUUUGAUUCAUCUGCUGAAGAAACCAUGGCUUUGUCCACAAGGGAUGCACUAUUGGAGGAGACUAGCAGCUGGGCAGCUCCCUAUGAAAGAUCACCCUCUACUGUUCACAUGGAAAAGUCAGUGAGCAAACCACCAGCAGUCCCACCAAAAACUGAAAAGGCCCUAAGGCGAGCAAAGAAAUUGGCAAACAAACGGAAAAAGAUGGACCUGCAACAAGAGAAACUGUAUGAAAUCCAGGAGGAAAGCCCUCAGAUGGAAGGUGCAGAUGGGAUUUGGAAAAGGCCUUUAUCCCCUGUAGAGAUUCCACAAUCCAACUUCCCCAGGGUCCGUUCCCUUCCUCCUCCAAUUCACCGGCACUCAGUGGCCACACUCUCUGAGUCCAUAAGGAGGAGACCCAGUGGUGCUCAGUCUGUAAUCCCUAUGUCCUCCUACCCUGCCACUCAGAAGAAAGUCCUCCAGGAUCCUCACUCUGGAGAGUACUUUGUGUUUGACCUACCACUCCAGGUGCGAAUCAAGACAUUCUAUGACCCAGAGACUGGCAAGUAUGUUGAAGUAUCAAUCCCUUCUUCUGAAAGGGGGUCCCCUGAAAUCCCCUCUUCAGAAAUUUUUAAUUCUCCUUACUUGGUAUAUCCUGGCCUCCACCCUCUACCAGUGACUUCUUUAACACCUCUGAGAUCCUCCUCACAGCUCUCAGCACCCACUUUUCUAAGGCAGGAGCCUCAAGCCAGGGAGUCAGCUGACCACUGGCUCCAGAGCUUCAGAAAUGCCAAACACCCAAGUCCUCAGGCAUAUGCUGAACCCAUACAUAAUUCUCCAAGUCAUCAGAGAGAGGAAGUUCCACAGAGUUUGAAAAAGGACCCAAGUGAGGCUCAAAAUUUGGACAUUAUUUCCAUGGAUGAUUUAGAGGACUUUGCUUCAGAAGGAAUCUCUUGAAAAUUAAAUUUAUUUUCAACCCUCUCCACGUCUAUCACCCUUCCCCACCCAAAAAUAAACAAAUAAAGCCCACCCCUCUCCCAGAAAAAAUUUUACAUACAUUCAGGCAUCUCCUUGAACAUAUUUAUUUGAAAAUGGCACCUAAUGCAAAAUUUAACACUGGAAUUUUUUUUUCUAAAGAAUAAAUCCAAUUGAGGGAUUUUGUCCUCUCUAAGUUAGGUUACCCUCCCAACUCUUAAAAAAAUCUGCUACUGUUUGGGUGUUACAAAAUGGCCAGUCUAUGAGAAGGGUAGUGAUUGCAUGAAUAACCCUCCCACUUCUCUCUUUCCCUUCUCCUCUCCCAUCUACCCCACUUCCUUGCUGCCACCCCCAAUGCUGCUAAAGCUGCUAAUGCCACCAAACAGAGAGGAUUCAUCACCAAGAAAUCCUCUCAUCCAGGGUUGAAGUCACUAAGGAUGAGAUCUGAGCUUAUGCUUCACUUGGAGAAUGUCUGUUUAGACAUCUUUCCCCAUUCUCUCCCCUUACUGAAAGUGAAGUGACUUCCAGCUCUGCCAAGGGAUGUUGUAUGGACCCUCCCAAGUGAGUUUGGUUGGGAGUACUCCUUAAACUUCAAUCAGUCGGAUACUCAUCACACUCCCUUUCCCACCCCCACAAGAAAAAAUGAGACUGUGAUUACUGUGGUUUAUCAUACAGAAAAUAGAAAAUAAAUCCUAUCUCUCAUUUACAACCCGGCAGUGCCAAUUUCAUGUAGACAGAGAGCUCACCCACAAGUUCCCAGAUCACUUUCUCUGUCCUCCACAUCUCAGGCUAAAUCUCAUGCAGUGUGAAAACUCUUCCCUGAAGAACCAGAAGACAGUUGAAAAGUUUAUUUAGGGUAAGAAAAGGUAUUGUUUCUAUAAUGAAACAUUCUUCUAGAUGUCAUCUGAUGAGUCAAAAAAACUUUUUAAUAAUGUUUAAUAUCUAGUUGAUAGAUAUCAUUCUGUCUUUGGCCUGAUGUCAUUUAUUGAGAAAAGUGAUCAAAUAAAGCAGCCAGGUGAUACUCCUGAUGCUGCUCUUUUGGCGCCA
This is a messenger RNA of Gracilinanus agilis (Agile Gracile Mouse Opossum), 6158 nucleotides long. RefSeq names its product chromosome 2 C10orf71 homolog (gene C2H10orf71). NCBI's taxonomy places the organism in Eukaryota, Metazoa, Chordata, Mammalia, Didelphimorphia, Didelphidae. Gene Ontology annotation, biological process: positive regulation of calcineurin-NFAT signaling cascade. The coding region runs from base 654 to 5093 and encodes 1479 amino acids. The transcript is spliced from 5 exons. Gene Ontology annotation, cellular component: Z disc. The record is from RefSeq and is a predicted model, not a curated record.